Messenger RNA from Paramecium pentaurelia, 183 nucleotides. The record is from the annotation of a GenBank genome assembly. NCBI's taxonomy places the organism in Eukaryota, Ciliophora, Oligohymenophorea, Peniculida, Parameciidae.
AUGUUACCCUUUAAUCCUCUCUAAUAAAUAAGUAUAAACUUCUUAAUUUAGGCAAAAAAAUAUCAAUAGAUUAUUCAUGUGUAGAGCUAUUUCAGUUAGUUUGAUUUCAUUAUUUGCAGGAGAUUCUUCAUUCAUUUUAGAAACCUUAUUGUAUUUUAAUAACAAUUUUUUUUGAAAUUUUGA